CAGUCUGCAAAUGAUUCAUAGCUACAAAGUACUAGAUUCAAGGUAAACAACAAGAGAUAAUGGAGAGAGUUUCAAUCAAGCCAGCUUGCUUCCUAUUGCUUUUCAUGGUUGCAUCUUUGUUGCCAUCAAGUUUGAUGGCACAAAUAUCUGUAGGACCAAACAAGAAGCAGUUGUUCAUGACUGGACAACUUUGCAAGUCCCAUGAUGACUGCAAAGCCAACAGCGUUUACUCUACCAAUUUCUGCAUCAACAAAAUCUCUGGAUCUGAAAUGGGUCAUUGUGUUGGAUUUGGUUCCACUCUGGUUCUGGCAUCGGAAACGAAGAAGAGCAAGGCGAUCCUUGGUUGUGGGAAGUGUGAAACUGACGCAGAUUGUCGGGACUGUCCAGCAACGGCCGGUUGUGAGAAAAUUAUUUUAGACGGCUAUUGUGCUUGAUCUCAUCUCAUCUCAUCUGUUACUAUAUUUCCCCACCGCCACAAUAAUCACCUCAGGAGACGAAUUGCUUUAAUUUUAUUUUGGCCUUUAAGAGAGCGUUUGCACCUCUACGUGCUUAUAUGUAAAAUCGUCUCAUAAUAAAAUCCUUUUAACUUUAAUCCUUAAUCCAA
This is a messenger RNA of Ipomoea nil (Japanese morning glory), 604 nucleotides long. RefSeq lists its product as uncharacterized. Lineage: Eukaryota; Viridiplantae; Streptophyta; Magnoliopsida; Solanales; Convolvulaceae. Bases 60 to 434 code for a protein of 124 amino acids. The record is from RefSeq and is a predicted model, not a curated record. The transcript has 3 exons.